Messenger RNA from Silurus meridionalis, 763 nucleotides. It is a transcript of the gene ppiab, whose product is annotated as peptidylprolyl isomerase Ab (cyclophilin A). Gene Ontology annotation, molecular function: peptidyl-prolyl cis-trans isomerase activity. Gene Ontology annotation, cellular component: intracellular membrane-bounded organelle. The record is from RefSeq and is a predicted model, not a curated record. The coding region runs from base 114 to 608 and encodes 164 amino acids. Gene Ontology annotation, biological process: protein peptidyl-prolyl isomerization; protein folding. The transcript has 5 exons. Lineage: Eukaryota; Metazoa; Chordata; Actinopteri; Siluriformes; Siluridae.
GCACUGCUUCUAUAUAUUCAAGUUUUCCGCUAACAUUUCGGUCCUCCACAUCCUGGUUACGGUUGUCCCGAGUCUUCUUUAAUAUUAGACCGUAAAACUCGUCUGUAUCCGACAUGGCGAACCCAAAAGUGUUUUUUGACCUCGCCAUCGAUGGGAAACGUUUAGGGAGAAUUGUGAUGGAGCUGAGGGCCGACGUGGUCCCGAAGACUGCUGAGAAUUUCCGAGCUCUGUGCACCGGAGAGAAGGGUUUUGGCUACAAAGGUUCUGGCUUCCACCGUGUCAUUCCAGAAUUCAUGUGCCAGGGUGGCGACUUCACAAAACAUAAUGGAACUGGUGGGAGGUCCAUCUAUGGCGAAAAGUUUGCGGAUGAGAACUUCAUUCUGAAGCACACAGGAGCUGGCAUUCUGUCCAUGGCUAAUGCUGGACCCAACACCAAUGGCUCACAGUUCUUCAUCUGCACUGCAAAAACCAGCUGGCUGGAUGGCAAGCACGUUGUUUUCGGGAGUGUUGUUGACGGUCUUGACUAUAUCAAGAAAGUUGAAAGCCUGGGAAGCCAAAGCGGGAAAUGUUCUGCCAAGAUCACCAUCGCUGACUGUGGGCAACUUUAAAUACCACUUCCACUUAAACACCUAGCCUCAAUCUUGUGCAUUCCGUUCCCUUCCUUUAAUUUCCUUAUUCCUAUUGUUAAAACAGUUGUUACACCAAACAUUGAUUAUGAUGACUCAAAAAAAAUUUGUUUAACAAAAUAAAAGUGGAACAAUAA